GGGUACUUCAUUCACUGCUUCCUUUCGCGCCGGGUAACCGGAGAGCUGUGCGUCCAUGUGCGCAGUGACUGGGAAUUGAUAGACCUCUGAAAUAUUAAAAUCCGAGCCGUAAACAGAGUUUUCGUGAUGGAUCCCGAGGCUUUGGUUGAGGCCCUUCGGGGUACGAUGGACCCAAAUCUGCGGGAGGCCGCGGAGAGACAGCUGAAUGAGGUAAAAGUUGAGAUUAGCUCUUAAUUGUGAUGGAGGUUGUGGCGCGGUCUCGGAUCGGGCCUGGGCCGUUCACAACAUCAAGAUGGUGCGAUCAUCACGCAGGCUGGGCUACGAUGUUGUUACCUUGACAAACAAAACGCCAACUCGAAAACUAUAGUUCAUUUUACUCCGAUAACACAAAGAACACUUUUAAAAUGAAGUUUAUCACGGUGAUUAUAUUUCGAUGACAACCAUUAGCCAGUUACCAACGUCAACGUUAGCUUCGUUCCGAGCCAGCUGUGCCGCUCAUGCUAACAGGCUAACCCUUCAUGCACUGCUGGCUGAUCAUUGUAAGCUCGUCACAGUCACUCCUGAAACUGUUUCCACCGUUUUUUGGAGCUGACAUGAUACAAUAAUAUGAUGGCCGGUGUGUUAAAGCGGCGACUAAAGCUGUGAAAACGUGGGACAUAUGCUAGUUAGCGUAUUUACCAGCAGGUCUUUGGUUUCUGGCCGUGUUGCUAAUCUAAGCGAGCUAACUUGGUGACUUGUUGGAUGAAGUGCUGGAGCCUCGAUGCUGCUGCUGCUCACGUGUCACUGACAAACCUCGAACUGAUGACAUUUCACAACUGCGGGGAAAAAAAAAAAACAGAAUAUUACGGGGAAAUUCAGCCUGCUGUUUUCUGAACCCUUGCUUAACAUCUUUAGCGGACACAUAUAUGACUAUUUCAUAACAUUUGCUCAAGUCGAGUUCAACGUGAGGAGAGAGCGAGAACGUGAGCUAACGUGAACUGAGCUAGCAGGACCGAGCCUGACUGACAAAAACUUGAGGAUUCUCAGCUGCUUUGUUUUGUAUAAAUGUGUUUUAUAAUGAUUUUUAAUGUUGUUUGGAGGCUUUAAGGGAGCCUGUUGAAGGAAAUAUAACGAUUAUAAGACAUGAAAGCUCAUUGACUCUGAAUACCAGUUUUCGUAAACCUGUCACUUAGAUGGAUAUUUAAAUGUUGAACACUGAAAGCUAGUCCUUUUUUAAAAUAUGACACAAAUUAAAAAGACUUUAUUGAGCUUACAUUUAUGCCACAGUAUGUCAUAUCUAUUCUGUGUCUCUGCUGAAGGAAACCCCAGCUUUCUUAAUUUUGGCUGCAUAAAGGACUUGGGUAGCACUUCACACCCACACAUCCUAAGAUACAAAUGGCUCAUAGAGAGGCUAAGAUGUUUUUUUAGAGUUGUUAAUGCUGUGUACUAAACAAAACCCAUAUCUAAUGGAGGUGGAUGUGCUUUCUAAAUGCACUGCCCUGCUUAGUCUUUAAAAAAUAGGUUUGGUGUUCAUGGACGAUAGCUGGUAUUUUUAGCUGUUUGUUAAAACACCUUUAUUUCUUAGGACUACCACCUGUUAAUAUAAACAACUUUGUUUUAUGAUAUUUGAUGAUUUGAUCAACUUAAAUCAAUCAGUUCAAUAGAUGUUAUUAAUUAAGGCAACAGAUUAAGGUAUUUUGACAUUAACUCGGCUUCUCUUGAACUUUUGAAUAAAGUAAACGAUUGAUACGAUGAGUUUAAGGGGAAAAUCCUUAUUCACAUUUAAUUUAAAAGGUAAAAUUGUUUCCCAAGAGUUGAUUUUUUUUUUUUAUAAAACACCAAUCAACUUGAGUACGAACAGGUGAAAUGCACCCUUCUCCUAACAAAAUGGUGAGAAAACAGUUUAUAACUGUUUUUUUUUUUUUACUGAAAUUUUAUUUGCAUUUUUUAAACCUAACAGAAACAAGACAUACAGUCAUUAAAAGAAAAAUAUUAGUAAGAACAAACAAACAUAAAACAUGGUGUCAUUCACAGAGAAGAAAAGGAAAUUGUCAAUGUAGCCUCUAUCAGAGUUGACCAUUUAAAAAAAAAUUGUGAAUAGAUUUAUAUUUGAUCAAUUUUUUCCACUUUCGGAUAACUUUUGUUUCGAUGUCUACAAACCGAUUAACAUUCAGCUGUUUUGAAUUCUGAUUUGCAGGGUCACACCCAGGUAAACUUCGUGUCCACUCUGCUGCGAGUCACCAUGUCUGAUCAGCUGGAUUUGCCUGUCAGGCAAGCAGGUGUGUGAACCUCGACAUGUAAGAAUAGUUGUAAACACAGUCAGGUGAUUAUGUUAGAUUAAUGUAUGUUAACUGUAUUUGUUGUUGAAUCUGAAUGUUCUGUGUUGAGAGAGCAACCAACAAAAUAAAAGAAAACAACCCUGGUUACCUACAUGAAGUAUACCUAUAAAGUUAACAUUUAGUGUUAUUGAGCCCAGUGUCUGAUGAAUUUAAAAGCUUGGGUUGGAUGCAGCAUCAGUUGCACCCCUGGGGAAGUUGAAUUAUUGUUUUUUGGGUGGGGUGGGGGAUAACGACACAUUUAUGAUGAGCCUAGUCUGGAUGCUUAUACACUCUUUGUCAUAUUUCUAAAAGAUUCCAUUUUAGUUAUAUGUGAAGUUAAAAUGGUGAUGUGAUCCACAUUUCAGAAUGAAAUAGACUUGCCAAAAGUAUCACGAGUCAGAGUUUCCUUCACAAAAUUAAACAAUUGCUGGUGAAGCUAGAUGAAUCCAUGACUUUGGGUCUUUUAUUCCUUUUUUGUCGCUGUGCUGUGAUAGUACUGAGUAGCAUCAAAACAUGACUAGUCAUAUGUUAGACUCUUUCAAUGGAAAUAGGCUGUAAGGUUUUGUUAAAGCCUAUCCCUGCAAAUGUGAGACAAUAUUGGCUCAAUGCACAGUAGCCACGACCUCUUCAGUCAGUCAGUGGUGUGUGGUUUGAUAAAAGUCCUUGAAUUAAAAGACUAAAUUCUAAAUUUCUUGAUGAGAAAUGUGAUGUUAAAAAAUUACAUAGUUUAAAAUGUACCAUAUGUUAUUCCACAGAUAUUUGACAUGUUUAUAUCUUACUUUGAACUUUUCAAAGUUGAGUGUACAAAUCAUUUGGUGAAGGGGGAGUAGUAGAGGCUGAAUUUGAGGCAUCUGACUUCUCAAACUGACAAAGUCUGAAACACAAGGAAGAAUGUUUGUAUAAAUUUGGAAUGAUGGUACAUAGCAACAGUGUUACCACUGAUUUUGUUUAUUCUUUUUAAUGAAAUACAGCACUACCAGGUAGAAAGUACUACUUAAGGACAGUGUCGUGAGACAAAGCACAUGCCUUUCCUCUCUUCUUACUUACAAGGGCCACAUAAGGACACCCUGGCACUUGAACCCAACCACAAAUGCAUCUGACUCCACUUUUGUCAAAUUGUGUUAUAUGAUGUAUAGACUAGAUAUUCCUAUGACCCAAAUAAAACAGGUCACUUACAUAAUCAUUUAAAAACAGAUGAUUUAGGGAUGACACAUGAUUCACACACUUUUGUUUUUGUGAGGCUAAAGUUCCGUGCUGAAGUGGAGUGGACACGUGGAGCUGUUUUAAAUAUAGCUUGUUUUGCUUUAGUCAAAUGCUGCUCUGCAUAGAGGGUGUCAGUGGUGGGAAAAUCAAUGUUAAAAUCUUCACCAAAGUUGUUACACAAAGCACACAGAUGAUAUCCAAAUCAUUGCAGGUCCACCUCAAAAAUUCAUGACUGUACAAGGACAUUUAACUGUUGUAAGAUGUUCUUCGGUGCGAUGGAUUGCUUUUCCAGCUGUAUGAAAAAUAUCCGACAGGGUUGAGCAACAUAGAGGGAGCAGCUCCUAGAGAGAGACUGCACAGAAGCGGUCUGAAUACGAUCACACGCUGAGCUGUAACGUCAGUUGUCUUUAUUUGUUGUGUUGGCAGGUAGUCAGUCUCUUAGCUAUCUGGCCCGGGCUGGAAAGCAGCCAACCUUUAAAAAAUGUCACCCUGGUGCUCAUGUUUAUUUUGUUUGACAGCUAUUUAAUUUAAAGGAAUUACAAAAUACUCUUCUUGAUAUAAGUGAUUUUCUUUCUCUCUUUAGACAGUACGAUUGAUGUUGGCUAGGUUAAUAUAAAAGGUUAAGGGUAUAUAAAGUUAAUAUCGGCAGCAUGUUCAGUGUGGGGUUUGUGUUUUGAUACUUCUGCUUCCUCAGAUUUCUUCUGCCUAUCAGAUACCAAGAAGGGAAACGAUACUUCUUUUGUGGUUGUCGGACCUAUACUAAAUUCUGUUUUGCCGUGUUAUUAUUUUGUUUGUGAGAGUUUUCUUUUUUCUCUAAAGAACUCACAAAAAAUCUGUACCAUAUCAAUUAAUGGCAGUUUGAGCAGAAAAAGUCAACAUUAGGCGCACACUGUAUGGGUGUUUAUAUACUUCCUAAAUCUCACCAAUUUCUGGAUUCCUUAUUUUUGCAGCAAAAGCCAGCAUGUUCAUGACUAAAAUGUGACAAGGAAUUAUUUAUUGGCUCAGACAGAAAGUUAUAAAAAAUGAUAACACAACAGUCCAAGUCUCAAAAGUUUUUAUUCGUCACCUUUAAGACAGAUAAUGGAUUUAACAAACACAAAUAGAUUGAAAAGCUGUUGUCCUUUUUUUAUCAGAAACGGCAGCAACUUUUCCAUAAAGCCAAACAUAAGUAAUAAACUGGUUUAUUUCUUGUGUUUUGUAUUCAUGUUCCUGCGCUGGGGUGUGUUAUCUGACUGUGCAGGAAAAUCUGUGUUUACUGGCACUAUCGAGUUUAUAAAACAGUAGUCACUUAUUAAUCUUGAUGGAUUUUCUUUCAGUUAGGCAAUGCCAAGAAGUGAUUUUCAGAAUCUGAUCGAUAUGAAAGAUUUGCAAGUGGCUUUGCAGUGCUGGGUGAUGAUGGUAUGGUUUGGUGGUUGAGGGAAGGGGGUUUAUGCCCUGUCAGCAUUGAUAGGCCGGAUUUUGAUUGCCUUGCUAGUGGUGUAGACGGUUGUGUCAGCAGUCUGACGUCAGCCUCCCGGCCCUCACUCCUCUGUUCCCUCAGAUGAUUCUCCCUGUGAGCCACAGAACUCAGACUGGGGCCCCCUCAUUGAGAUGUGAGCCCAGCUGUCACCUUGGUGCUACAUUCAAAACUAUUGAACAUCAGAUGGAAGAGUUUAUUCCAGCAGCUUAUACUCUGCUUGGUUCUCCAUUUGCACUCCAGUGCCAUAAACAGUCAAAGAUAUAAAAGUAGUCAACGUUAUCAGUUUGGAUCUCAUGGUCAGCUUUCAAAGAGCUCAACAUCUCUUAUAGGCAGUAAAUUUAAAAACAGGAAGGUCUAGUUUUUAGGGACUGUCAAACAAAAUAAAUGUGAUUUAAUACAGCAAAAAUAUUGAACUCUCAAAUAUGUCAAACUAAGAUUAAAGUUUUAGUCUUUUAAAUGGAUCAGACACACUAAAAUGUGACUUUUUUUUUUUUCUUGUGAAGCCAGACACUUUAAUUUAUAAAUUACUUGACUGCACACAUGUACACACCAUGUAUGAGGGAAACUAAAAUGUUAGCAGUGCCUUCAAUGCUGACUCUUGUCUCCCGCCUUGUUGCCUAGGUGUGAUUUACCUUAAGAACAUGAUAACCCAGCACUGGAGUGAUGGAGACGGCUCCGGCACAGAGACACCUGUCAAUAACAUCCCAGAUGAGGACAGGCAGUUCAUCCGAGAUAACAUAGUGGAGGCCAUCAUCCACUCCCCAGAGCGUAUCAGGUAACCAUACAUUCUGCUGCUUUCUUCAUCCGAGUCACUUGUAGGCUGCUGAAGCCAAUCUUUAACUGUCCCCUUUAAACCUGACAGGGUUCAGCUGACGACAUGUAUCCACCACAUGAUCAAACACGACUACCCGGGCAAGUGGACGACCAUCGUUGACAAGAUUGGCUUCUACCUGCAGUCAGACAACAGCGCAGGGUGGCUGGGUAUCUUGCUCUGCCUUUACCAGCUCGUCAAAAACUAUGAGUGAGUCAGUUUUAUUGUAUAUUGUGUUUUUUAUUUUGAAUGAAUUUUGGUUAAUAUUGGACAUGUCAUACUAAUGUUAACUGUGUUUGAAACAGAUAUAAGAAACCAGAAGAGCGUCAGCCUCUGGUGGCCGCCAUGCACAUCUUCAUGCCCAUGCUAAAAGAACGAUUCAUCCAGCUGCUCCCUGAGCACUCCGGUGACUCUGUCCUCAUACAGAAACAGAUCUUCAAAAUCCUCUAUGCCCUUUUCCAGGUAAUUUUUACACACACACACACACACACACACACACAGGUUAAUGAAAAAUCAGUCGGUUUGAGUUAGAUGGGUUUGGUUUAUGGUUCCAGAUUUUCUUUUAGACAAAAAUCAAUCCACAGUAACAACACUUGGACAAUUUUUUUUUUCAAUCUCCGGAUGAACAAAAAUGUUAAAUGUUGUCCAAGUGGGGAAAAUAAUUUUUUGGCCAACUGGGAUAUCUUUUUUUGUUAAUACUACAUCUGUUACGUCCAUUUCAAACAUUAAUGUUGGAAAAGAUCUGUAAUUGGAGUUGUCUCAUUUCUGCAGUACAACCUCCCCUUGGAACUCAUCAACAGACAGAACCUUACAGAGUGGAUGGAGAUCCUGAAGACAGUGGUGGACAGAGAUGUGCCGCCGGUAAGGAGAUCCACGUUUUUUUUGUACUGCUGAAGCCAAUUCCUUUUUUUUGUUUUGAGUUUUUGUAAAAGUUUUCCACAGGCUCACUUUGCCGGCUCUGUCUUUGAUUAUUACAGGACACCAUGCAAGUAGACGAAGACGAGCGGCCCGAGCUACCGUGGUGGAAGUGUAAGAAGUGGGCCCUUCAUAUCUUAGCUCGGCUGUUUGAGAGGUACAGCUCCAAUAUUUAAUUCCAUGAAAUUAAACACACAAAAGUGCUGAAAUUAACACACCAUCUGUAAACCUGUAGGUAUGGCAGUCCAGGCAACACAACCAAAGAGUACACAGAGUUUGCUGAACUUUUCCUCAAGGAAUAUGCAGUUCCUGCUCAGCAGGUAAAAUCACUUCAUAAGGCAUAAAGAUAAGCUGCGUGUCUUUGUGCUUCACGUCACAUAUCUAAGGAAGGACUUUUGUUUACCAGGUGCUGCUUAAAGUGUUAUACCAGUACAAGGAAAAGCAAUAUGUGGCCCCCAGAGUACUCCAGCAGACACUCAACUACAUCAACCAGGGCAUAGCACACGCUCUGACGUGGAGGAACCUCAAACCACAUAUCCAGGUAUCAAAUAAAGUAGAAUAAAGCAUGUAGUUACAAUCAGUUUUCAUACUGUGUGUUGCCACUAGAAACUUGUUUUAAAAUGUCUUUUAAUCUGUACGAGUAGUUCAGUCGUACUUUCGAAAACUGUUUUAGAGUUUUUAUUUUUUGAGUUUAAGCAACAAAUGGUCUGAAGUUUGGUACCUGAAUUGCACAGUUGAUUCUUGUCCCUGAUUAUGACUCUUGAAUUUUGUUUCCAGGGCAUCAUUCAGGAUGUCGUUUUCCCCCUCAUGUGCUACACAGACAGUGAUGAGGAGCUGUGGCAGGAGGAUCCGUACGAGUAUAUCCGCAUGAAGUUUGGUGAGCACAGAGAGCCGGUGUGCCUGUGGUCCAAAAAGAAGCCGGUGCAUCAUCGAUGACUAACCAUGUAUCUGAUCUCUGCUGUACCUUUUUUAGAUGUAUUUGAGGACUUCAUCUCUCCUACAACAGCAGCUCAGACACUCCUUUUCACCGCCUGCAACAAGAGGAAAGAGGUGAGUUAAAAUGGAGUUUGUUAAAUCUGAACUUUUUGUUUCUAACUAAACAAAAGAAAAUACAAACCGAUAAUGCUUCAUUUAUCAAAAUCAGUGCUUGAUGGGGCUUGAAGGCUAAUCCAUUCUUUUUCCAUUUAGGUUCUGCAAAAGACGAUGGGCUUCUGCUACCAGAUUCUCACUGAUCCGGCCUCUGACCCCAGGAAAAAGGACGGUGCUCUCCACAUGAUCGGCUCUCUGGCUGAAAUCCUGCUGAAGGUAAACUCACCUCAGCUAGCUUCAGAAGUCCCUGAUAUCUGUAUUAAAGGGUGAAUGGUGAUCAGCGUUUGUACUGAGGCACAGGAAACCAAAUUUCAUCCACUGCCCUGUUUUUUUUUUAUGUGGUUACUCUCAUGAAUGAUGGUUUUUCAGAGUGGGGUUUAGUUAUAGUAAAACAGGGAUGUUAGAAAAUACAUAUAUGCUGACUUUAAUGUGGUUUUGUCCUUGAUUCUGUUGAUAUUACCAUAAAAUUGUGAAGCUGUUGAUAAAAUAUUAUGGUUAUGAUACUGGUAAGAUGGCAGCGAAAACUCAGAUUAUCUGUCUAGAGAGUGUGGACUAAGUGAAAGGUUAGUUUGAUAAGUCGAGUCGGACUGUCAUAAACCAUUUCUCUUUUUUUCCUCUUCACAGAAAAAAAUCUACAAGGACCAGAUGGAGUUCAUGCUGCAGAAUCACGUCUUCCCCCUGUUCCGCAGUGAACUGGGCUACAUGAGAGCCAGGGUGAAUGAUCUUUCCUGCACUAGUGUCGUGACAUUUACAGGGUUCCUACACAGUUAGAAUAUCCAUACAUUUCGAUACCCUACUUUUUGGAAUUAUCUUUGGAAAUACCUACUUUGAAAAACAGUAUUUUAGACUGUGGUAAUAGUCCGGAAACAUAAAUAUUUUUCCAAACUUUUUAAGACUCAGAAAUUAAUCAAAUUUAUUUCCAUACUGUGUAGGAACCGUGCACUUAAGAACGAAAUGGUUUUGAUGGAAUAGAAACAUGCUUAUUUUCUCAGAUCUCAUGAAAUGAUCUCAAGUAUGUGCCGUCACAUUUUCACAUAGGCCUGCUGGGUUCUGCAUUACUUCUGUGAGGUGAAGUUCAAGAGUGACCAGAACCUGCAGACAGCUCUUGAGCUCACACGCCUCUGUCUAAUCAAUGACAACGAGAUGCCAGUCAAAGUGGAGGCUGCCAUCGCACUGCAGGUCCUCAUCAGCAACCAGGAGAAAGGUGAGCAGCAAAGCCCAGAAGGUCCCUCAACGGCUGAACUCUUUGUCUUCUGAGGAGAUUGUUCUGAAAUGCCUGUUUGCCGUUUUUCUUCCAGCCAAAGAGUACAUCACCCCAUUCAUCCGGCCAGUGAUGCAGGCACUCCUGCAUAUCGUCAGGGAGACGGAGAACGAUGACCUCACCAAUGUCAUACAGAAGAUGAUCUGUGAAUACAGCGAGGAGGUCACUCCCAUCGCAGUGGAGAUGACACAGCACUUGGUAAGCGCAGACAGAACAGAGGAGGCGACUUGUCGGUGUCUUCAUUUACAUACCAUCCUCCUAACCAUGAGGCCUACUGAACUCUCCGUGAACCUCCAGAGAUGCAUAUCAGGAAGUCAUGAGAAAUGUGCACGUCGUUAUGCAGGCAUAAAAAGGAGAUUUCAAUCAGUGUUCUCACAAAAAGUCAAUGAUCUACUUUUUCUUUUGACCCAGAAAUAUAAAUUCGGACAGGUGAAAAUUCUUGCUCGCUCACCAAGGCACAAGGAUUAUAAAUUUCUCGAUAGCCAGAACAAGAUGCUUCCUUCUCAUUGGUCAUUCAAAGUUUUAAAAACCUCCAAUUAGCUGCAAACCCUUUGACAAUGCCAUUAGAGUUUUUUUAUUCUUUUCUCAGGUAACUGCAUUAAAAUCAAACACAGAUAUUUGGUGAUGUCAGGGAAAGCUUCUGAAGAUGUAUAUAAGUUUGAUGUGUAAUCAUGUCGGGAUAGAAAUGAGUCAGCCUGAUGUGCGGACAGAAAAACUCCUCUGUGGCGAUCAUAAUGGUCUCUUUGUUGGCUCUCUGACAGGCGAUGACGUUCAACCAGGUGAUUCAGACGGGGCCUGAUGAGGAGGGAGGCGAUGACAAGGCUGUGACAGCCAUGGGCAUCCUCAACACCAUCGACACAUUGCUAAGUGUGGUGGAGGACCACAAAGAGGUGAGCAGCCCAGCCACUAAGCACACUGCCCACACACACACACACACACACACACACUCUCCUGGCUGAUCACUCAUCUCGGAGCCACUCCAUGGGUAGAAGCAGCUCUGGUCUGCUGUAGCCUUCCUGCCAACACACUUCAGCCACCCACCAACUCCUGGGAACACGUUCUGUUCUCACCAUGUUCAAAAUGACUCAGAGGCUGAGGCAGACGCUAGAAAUAGUGCCGGGGCUCGCUGCCACCGUGUCUGCCCAAAAAAUGGGGCUGGCGGUGCUGAAAGCCAAGAAGCCAACAGAUUUGACCAAGUGUUGCUUGAGAAUUCUUAAUUGUAUAACAGCUCAGUUCUUUGGGUUAACCAAAGUGUCUUUGCCUCUUUUUUUUAAUUAAUGACUACACUUGGCAUUAAGUUUGACGUCCGCUGUUAAAUUAAUGUCGGUGUGUUAGAAGAGAGGUAAUGUUACUGUGGUGAUAUCUUUUAUUGCUGCUACUUAAUUUGAAUAUUCGCCCAGUAAAUUCACCCGGUGUUUCAUAUCUUGAAGUAAUGUGUGAUUAUGAUUUCAUGUGGAGAGGAUUAAUAGUCAAUCAUUGAGUCAUAAAUCUGCUUUUAAAGAAACUAGACCUAGAAUUUAAUCCAUUGUAAUCCUUUAUUUAACAUUUGUUCGAGACUGACCCUGUUUUACUUGACUCUUUACCUUCUCGAGCGGUUUCUCAGCAGUAUUACCCUGUGUAUAUAUAACACAUUGGUAAAUGCAAAACAAACUGUAUUAGCUGUGUGACUAAAGCUUUUACAGUUAGCCUCAUGUUGGAUGAUUCACAGUUUUUCAGGGAAAAGAAUUUGCUGUCCAGAUAAAAUCAUACACCACUUCUAAAACAUGAUCUCCUCCUCCUCUUGAGUUUUUUUUAUAUCUGGUAAAAUUCUCAUUUCCUGUAUUCCUCAUGUUUUUGUUUUGUUUUUCUCAGAUCACCCAGCAGCUGGAGGGCAUCUGUCUCCAGGUGAUCGGCACUGUGCUGCAGCAACAUGUAUUAGGUAAGCAGGACCGGUUCUUGUUGCGCCUCCACAUUCCACCUGCGUGUUACUUUAAUACCUUCCCUGUCUUGCUGUCUAAGACAUGACCUAUUGAUAAUAAACUAUGUUUACCUCCUGUGACUCACCUGUUUUUUUCCAGAGUUCUAUGAGGAGAUCCUGUCUCUGGCUCAUAGCCUGACCUGCCAGCAGGUGUCGCCACAGAUGUGGCAGCUCCUUCCACUGGUGUAUGAAGUCUUCCAGCAGGAUGGAUUUGACUACUUCACAGGUAAAUGUUGAAUGUUAAAAUGUUUUAGUUAUCCUCUUAAAGUAAAAAGAUGCUGAAGAGAGAAUGCAAGAGCUUUUCUAGAAGAUUUUCUAGUUUCAAUAAGACCAACUCACAACAUGUGUGUCUUUUUUGCAGAUAUGAUGCCCCUCCUUCACAACUAUGUCACAGUCGACACAGAUACCCUCCUGUCUGACACCAAAUAUCUGGAAAUAAUCUAUAGCAUGUGCAAGAAGGUAAAAAUGCUGCACUCAAAAAUGUGUUCUGUAUAACCCUGAUAUUUGUGUUAAGUGGGAAGCUCACCAAAAUCCUUCAUUUCACUCAGGUUCUGACAGGAGAUCCAGGAGAAGACCCAGAGUGCCAUGCAGCCAAACUACUGGAGGUGAUCAUUCUGCAGUGCAAAGGUCGUGGAAUUGAUCAAGUGAGUGCUUUCUUUUUGUCUGUUUUCAAGCUUUGGACAUAAAAAUUUAGUGAACUACAAGCACAAUUCAUCCACAUACAUUUUUCCAUAUUUUCAUAUUGCAAACCUUUGCUUUGUCGAGUCAAUAUCUUGCCUUUGCUGCAGGUUGUCCCUCUGUUUGUGGCCGCUGCACUGGAGCGUUUGACGCGGGAGGUGAAGACCAGCGAGCUGAGGACUAUGUGCUUACAGGUGGCCAUCGCAGCCCUUUAUUACAGCCCCCCUCUCCUCCUCAACACUUUGGAGAAUCUACGCUUCCCAAACAACACUGAGCCCAUCACUAACCACUUUAUUACCCAGUGGCUCAAAGAUGUCGAUUGCUUCUUGGGGUAAGAGUUUGUGACAGCCAGAGUGUGGGCUGUUUCAAAAUACCUGAAAACUCUUGUGAAGUUCAGAUUUAUGUGGAAGGAAAGAGAUCCAGUCACACUAAAGUUCUGCUUACCUUACAGCCUUCACGACAGGAAGAUGUGCAUUCUGGGACUUUGUGCCCUCAUCGACCUGGAGCACAGACCUCAGGCUGUCAACCAGGUGGCUGGUCAGCUUCUCCCAGCAGCCAUCCUACUGUUCAACGGCCUCAAGAGGGCGUACGCCUGCCGAGCAGAGCAUGAGAACGACGAAGAUGAUGAUGACGAAGAUGGGGAAGAAGAGGAUGACAACGGUAAGGCCACAAACCCUCAAUAAGAUAAGAUUAGGUACUCCUUUAUUAGUCCCACAAGGGGAAUUUCCUAAUGUAUUUGAAGUUGAAAGGUUUGAUAACGCGUCCCUCACAUCUUUGCAUGACUAGCUGAGCUCGGCAGUGACGAGGAUGACAUUGAUGAAGAGGGGCAGGAGUACCUGGAGAUGCUGGCAAAGCAGGCAGGAGAGGACGGAGACGACGAAGACUGGGAGGAGGACGAUGCUGAAGAGACGGCACUCGAGGGAUACACUACAGCUGUAGAUGAUGAAGACAACUUAGUGGACGAGUAUCAGAUCUUCAAAGCCAUACUACAGAGUAAGACGACUGUUCAGAGAGAUUUGGUUCCUUUUUUUUUUUGUCUCCCCUAAAAGAUGAUUGAAAAAUUUAAGAUAAGAAUGCGAAUGCUUUGUAACAAUCACUGAUGUGACUGUACCGUUACAGAUAUCCAGACCCGUGAUCCGGCGUGGUAUCAGGCACUAACACAGGCCCUCGACGAGGAGCAGGGCAAACACCUUCAGGACAUAGGCACACUUGCAGACCAGAGACGGGCAGCACAUGGUGAGCUCCUGCUGAGAACCAACCUCAAUUUUCCCAUUAAACUCUGAAGCUGCAUGUCUAACAAUAAAGCAUUUUUUUCUACAUGCCAUCUCUCCUCCUUGUUAUUGCUGCUGUUUUUUUUCAUCGGUUUAAGGAACAUCUAACAUUUUUACAAGUGGCUUUUUAACUCAAGUCAAUGUUGCCUCAUACAAGUCUUGCGUUCAAAAAGAAGCUUAGAUUGAAAAUAAAAAGUAGAACUUGAGUCUGAGAUUAAUCUUGUUUUUUCCUCUAUUAAAGAGUGAUAAUGUGUUAAAGCUCUGCUUGCAUGGUGCAUGACUCUGCUUGGGACAUAGUGUUGGCCUUUGGGUAUAGGGACUGAUGAUGAACCAAUGUUUGGAGCUGAACAUAAUAGACCACAUGCAAAGUGUGCGUAAUGGGGACACUGAGUAAAAACAAAAACAAAACGGUUGUACAAUUAUUAAAAACUGGUCUUGUUCCUGUGUGUCCUUGUUCUCCUAACCCAAAUAUUUUUGGACUUCAUCACUAACUUAUAAAAAGAGAAACUUUGGCUGCUUCUCAGUAGUUCAACAUUGAGAAGUUAAAAAAUGUAAUGAAAACAAUCUUCCUUCAAGUUUUUGUUUUUAACCUUCAUUCCUCAUUGUCUGAUUACAGAAUCCAAGAUGAUCGAGAAACACGGCGGGUACAAGUUCACAGCACCAGUGGUGCCAUCUACUUUCAACUUUGGAGGCACUGCUCCAGGAAUGAAUUGAGUCAUCCGUUCUACUUUUUAUUACUCUGUGACUGAUUGUAGUGAAGUGAAAAAAAGCUUGUGUUGUUCCCUUAAGUAGUGGUUCCAGAACUGGUUCUUCUCAGUCAUUCUUCAAUCUGUCAAACGGGGAAAUAAGCACCAGAAGAUGUGGGAAAGCAACCAAAAUGCAACCAAUGGCUGGGGAAAACAAACCAAGAACUUGAGCACGAUGCAGGAGAAGAAGCUCUGAACAACGUUGUCUUCCGGAGCCCAGUGUAGAGGGGAUACCAUGACGGCAACUCUUUUGUUUUUUUCCCACUUAAACAAAAUUGGGGGAUUUAACAGUUUAGAAAUUGAUAAUGGGACUUAAUAUUUCAUUAUCACUGUUGUGGCCAAAUGGCCGUAAUAUGAUUAUACCUCUGGUAGUGGUGAUAUCUAUGUUAUUUUCUGCAUAAACAAACAUGUUUAUGUAAAUACAAGCCAAGGUUAUUAAUUUUUCAAGUAGCCUUGAAAAACAACCAGAGGCAUUUGUAAGGUGUUAACAGCUGUAUUCAUAUGUAGCAUAUUGGAUACUUCAUAGCACUAUGUGAUGCCUGAUCUCUGUAAAUUAAUGACUAGCACUUUCAUAUUGUUCAGGUCUCCUAGCCUUCUGUAUCAGACUGCAAAUUUUUUAAAUUGAAAAACUAUUUAAAAUGAAAACAGCUGUAACUUUGUUACUUUGCAAGCAACUUGUGUAACGGCUGGUUGUCACGCAUCUGGUUACAGAGUCGAUCAGUGGGCAACUCAGAAACAUUGAUUUCAGGAAAAAGAGAAUGCUCUUGGUGUUCAGUAUGGCUGCAGGACAUGUGUUUUUGAGCACUGAAAGUACAAUUGAAUACAUCAUUGAAGCAUGUACAAUUGGACUUAUCGUGAAGGUCUCAAGCUUUUGGUUGGUGUAUGGAUGAACCAUCUAUAUAUACAACAACAUAUUAAAAAAAAAAGCUAAGGGAUUUAAUGUCUUCUUCUGUUUUAUGGAAACAUUUUAAGUCAUUUGUGCAUGAAUAUAACCCUGA
Messenger RNA from Xyrichtys novacula (pearly razorfish), 14685 nucleotides. The record is from the annotation of a GenBank genome assembly. NCBI's taxonomy places the organism in Eukaryota, Metazoa, Chordata, Actinopteri, Labriformes, Labridae.